AUGAGCGGCCCCAGUAGCGGCGAGGGCGGCGCGGGGGGGAGGAGGAGAAGAAGGAGGAGGAGAAGGAGGUCGCUGUCUUUGUAG
This is a messenger RNA of Pan troglodytes (chimpanzee), 84 nucleotides long. RefSeq lists its product as uncharacterized. The transcript has a single exon. Lineage: Eukaryota; Metazoa; Chordata; Mammalia; Primates; Hominidae. The coding region runs from base 1 to 84 and encodes 27 amino acids. The record is from RefSeq and is a predicted model, not a curated record.